UUUCAGCUUGGCUAUCAAGCCAAGCAGACUUGCAGAAGCCAGGAGAGGCCCUCCUGCCCCGAGCCCCCGGUCACCAUGAGGAUUGGUCACAACCCCCGACUCUGCCUGGUACCCUUGAUCCUGGGCCUCUUGUGUGGAGGUGUGGGCAUGACACCACUGCCUGAGGCCGAGCCUCAAAGCCCCUGCUCUCUGGAGGGAGUAGAGAUCAAAGGUGGCUCCUUCCGGCUUCUCAAGGCAGGCCAGGUGCUGGAGUACUUGUGUCCUUCUGGCUUCUACCCAUAUCCUGUGCAGAUUCGCACCUGCAGAUCCACAGGGUCCUGGAGCACCCUGCAGACUCAAGACAGAAAGAUUGUCAAGAGGGCUGAAUGCAAAGCAAUUCGCUGUCCCAGACCACAGGAUUUUGAGAAUGGGGAGUACUGGCCCCGCGCUGCCUACUACAAUUUGAGCGAUGAGAUCUCUUUCCGCUGCUAUGAUGGCUACACUUUUCGGGGCUCUGCCAAUCGCACCUGCCAAGGGAAUGGUCGGUGGGAUGGGGAAACGGCCAUCUGUGAUGAUGGAGCGGGGUACUGCCCCAACCCGGGCAUCCCCCUUGGCACGAGGAAGGUGGGCAGCCAGUACCGCCUUGAAGAUCGUGUCACCUACUACUGCAACCGGGGGCUCACUCUACGUGGUUCCCAGCAGCGAACAUGCCAGGAAGGUGGCUCUUGGAGUGGAACGGAGCCUUCCUGCCAAGACUCUUUUAUGUACGACACUCCUGCAGAGGUGGCCGAAGCCUUCCUGUCUUCCCUGACAGAGACCAUAGAAGGAGUUGAUGCCGAGGAUGGGCACAGCCCAGGGGAACAACAGAAGAGAAAGAUUGUCCUGGACCCCUCAGGCUCCAUGAACAUCUACCUGGUAUUGGAUGGAUCAGACAGCGUGGGGGCCCACAACUUCACAGGGGCCAAGAAUUGUCUCAGAGAUUUCAUCGAGAAGGUGGCAAGCUACGGGGUGAAGCCAAAAUAUGGUCUAGUGACAUAUGCCACAGAACCCAAAGUUUUGAUCAAAGUGUUCGAUCCAAAGAGCAGCGACGCAGACUGGGUCACAGAGCAGCUCAACCGAAUCAACUACGCAGAUCACAAGUUGAAAGCAGGGACCAACACCAAGAGGGCGCUCCUGGAAGUGUACAACAUGAUGAGCAGAGAUAUAAACAACCUCAAAGAGACCUGGAACCGCACGCGCCACGUCAUUAUCAUCAUGACUGACGGUUUGCACAACAUGGGUGGGGAUCCAGUCACUGUCAUUCACGAUAUUCGGUACUUGCUAGACAUUGGUAGAAAUCGCAAAAACCCCAGGGAGGAUUAUCUGGACAUCUAUGUGUUCGGGGUUGGACCUCUAGUGAACCAAGAGAACAUCAAUGCUUUGGCCUCCAAGAAGGAUAAAGAGCAACACGUGUUCAAACUCCAGGGCAUGGAAAACCUGGAGGAUGUUUUCGUCCAAAUGCUUGAUGAAAGCCGGACACUGGGUCUCUGUGGCAUGGUUUGGGAGCACAAGGAUGGUACUCCCUACCACAAGCAACCAUGGCACGCCAAGAUCUCAGUCAUUCGCCCUUCGAAGGGGCAUGAGAGCUGUAUGGGUGCUAUCGUGUCUGAGUACUUCGUGCUGACGGCUGCACACUGUUUCACUGUGGAUGAUGAGAAACACUCAAUCAAGGUCAGCAUGGGAGAAAACAGGCAGGAGUGGGAGGUAGAAGAAGUCCUAUUUCAUCCAAACUACAACCUCAAUGCAAAAAAAGCAAAAGGCAUUCCUGAGUUUUAUGACUAUGACGUGGCCCUCAUCAAGCUCACAAAGAAGCUCAAGUAUGAGACCACCAUCAGGCCCAUUUGUCUCCCCUGCACUGAGGGAUCGAUUCAAGCCUUGAGGCUUCCAAGGUCAACUACGUGCCAGCAACAGAUGCAAGAGCUACUCCCUGCCAAGGACAUCGAAGCUCUGUUUGUGUCUGAGUCUAAGAGGACCCUGACUCGGAAGGCAGUCUACAUCAAAAAUGGGGACAAGAAAGCCAGCUGUGAGAGAGACGCUCUACAUGCCCCAGGUUACGACAAAGUCAAGGACGUCUCUGAGGUAGUCACCCCCAGGUUCCUCUGCACUGGAGGUGUGGAUCCCUACGCUGACCCCAACACUUGCAAAGGUGAUUCUGGUGGCCCCCUGAUCAUUCACAAGAGGAGCCGCUUCAUUCAAGUUGGCGUGAUCAGCUGGGGCGUCGUGGACGUUUGCAAGCGGCCACAGCAAGUACCUGGUUAUGCUCGAGACUUUCACAUCAACCUCUACCACGUGCUGCCCUGGCUCAAGGAAAAACUCAAAAAUGAGGAUCUGGGUUUUCUAUAAGGGGUUUCCUGCUGGAAAGGGGCAUGAGACCAAAUUAAAACAUCUGCGACAA
Budorcas taxicolor (takin) is the source of this 2413-nucleotide messenger RNA. RefSeq names its product complement factor B (gene CFB). Gene Ontology annotation, molecular function: serine-type endopeptidase activity. Gene Ontology annotation, biological process: proteolysis; complement activation. The coding region runs from base 76 to 2361 and encodes 761 amino acids. The transcript has 18 exons. The record is from RefSeq and is a predicted model, not a curated record. Lineage: Eukaryota; Metazoa; Chordata; Mammalia; Artiodactyla; Bovidae. Gene Ontology annotation, cellular component: extracellular region.